AUGGGUCGCUCGGCCUUUCCCUGGUCGUGGGCACCCACCCGACAUGUCGAUUCUGUGCAAUUCGGCGUGCUAAGCCCGGAUGAAGUGCGACGGAUGUCUGUUGCGGAGAUCAAGGAAGAGCGUCUCUACGAAAACGGCGAACCAAAGCACGAGGGUCUCGUCGACAGUCGGCUUGGGUCCAAUGCACAUUUCCGCUGCACUACUUGUCACGGUGAUGACCAGACUUGCCCUGGUCAUUUUGGCCAUAUCGAGCUUGCUAAGCCCAUGUACAACGUGGGCUUUGUGAAUACUACCCUCAAGAUUCUGCGCUGCGUGUGUUAUUAUUGUUCAAAGAUAUUAUGCAAUGACGCGAACGUCGAACUACUACUGCGAGUCAAGAAACCUGUGGAUCGUCUGCGAAAGGCGUUGCUUACAUGUUCGAAGGGCAAGAGUGUCUGUUCAGAGGAAACUGGAUGUGGACAUGAGCAGCCCAAGUACUCUCGUGAAGCUUUUCGAAUCAAGGCGCUUUUGAAGGAAAGCGGAGAGACAGGGACUGAGUCCAAGGAGACGUUAGAUGGCAGUAAAGUCUAUGCCAUCUUCAAGCGAAUCAGCGACAGAGAUUGCCGAGCAAUGGGAUUUUCCCCGGAGUUUUCGAGGCCGGAGUGGUUUCUUGUCUCUUUGCUCCCCGUGCCACCACCACAUGUCCGUCCUUCUGUCAUGCGGAAUGGAUCACGAAAUGAAGAUGAUCUGACGAGCAAACUUGGGGACAUCUUAAGAAAUAACAACCUCCUCAAGACUUUGGAAUCUACGGGUGCAGUCGCACACGUUCUCAAAGAACAAGAAGCACUGCUGCAGUACCACGUCGUCACAUACAUGAACAAUGAGUUUGCGGGUGUCAUUCCGGCCACUGUAAAAGGAGGGGGUCGCAAUAUUAAGAGUAUAGGACAACGUUUCAAAGGCAAAGAGGGUCGUGUUAGAGGAAAUUUAAUGGGAAAGCGAGUAGACUUCAGUGCCCGAACUGUGAUUACUCCAGAUCCAAACCUGAAGCUACACGAAGUUGGGGUGCCCAUUUCAAUUGCGAUGAACUUGACAUACCCGGAGAUCGUUACUCCGUUUAAUCGGGAGGAUUUAACCAAACUCGUCAUGAGGGGUCCCCAUUCGCAUCCCGGUGUCAAUUAUAUUGAAAGCGAAGAUCGAGUGUUCAGUCUAUACUUUCAGAAUCCCGCCGACAUCCAAUUGACUGUCGGAAUGAAGGUCUUUCGUCAUAUUCGGGAUGGCGACUACGUGUUGUUUAACCGGCAGCCCAGUCUACACAAAAUGUCAAUUAUGGGUCAUAGAAUUCGCGUGCUUCCCUACUCAACGUUUCGCCUCAACCUUUCCGUAACAUCGCCUUACAACGCUGAUUUCGAUGGAGAUGAGAUGAACUUGCACGUUCCUCAGAGCCACUUAACGCGCGCGGAAGUUCAAGAACUGAUGCUUGUGCCACAUUGCAUUGUAUCACCCCAAGGGAACAAGCCUGUGAUGGGCAUCGUGCAAGAUACUUUGCUUGGAUGCAUGCUCUUCACACAAAGGGACACGUUCUUGGAGCGAGAUCUGACAAUGAACCUGCUCAUGCAUGUUGGCGAUUGGGACGGAGUAAUACCAGAACCCGCGAUAUACAAACCACGACCUCUCUGGACUGGCAAGCAAAUUUUCUCGUUGAUUCUUCCUGCUGUGAAUUUGGUUCGCUUCAACAUCACUCACCCCGAUGAUGAGAACACCGACAUUUCUCCAGGUGAUACAAAAGUGUACAUCUCACGAGGGGAGCUGGUAUGCGGUAUCGUAGACAAGAGGACUGUGGGAACAUCCGCGAAUGGCCUAAUUCACGUUACUUGGAAGCAAUGCGGUGCCAAAACGACUGAUAAGAUGAUCUCGCAGAUCCAGGUGCUGGUGAACCACUAUGUUCUUCAGCGAGGGCAGUCCAUUGGAAUUGGAGACACGAUUGCAGAUACCGCAACAAUGAGUAAUGUAAUCAGAACCAUUCAAAGUGCAAAGGAAGAAGUUAAAUUGCUUGUUCGCAAAGCUCAAGAAAAGGAACUAGUUCUCCUUCCCGGUAAAGGAAUGAUGGAGUCAUUUGAAACUGAAGUGAACAAGGUGCUGAACGGCGCUAGAGAUAAGUCUGGUGCCUCGGCUCAGAAAUCGCUUCUGAAGUCCAACAACAUCAAACGAAUGGUUAGCGCCGGGUCCAAGGGUUCCUUCAUCAAUAUUUCACAAAUUUGUGCUUGCGUAGGCCAGCAAAAUGUUGAAGGAAAACGCAUUGCGUACGGGUUUAACAGACGGACCUUGCCUCACUUUGUCCUGGACGACUUGGGACCUGAGAGUCGUGGUUUCGUGGAGAACUCGUAUCUACGAGGUUUGACCCCGUCGGAGUUUUUCUUUCAUGCAAUGGGAGGUCGAGAGGGUCUGAUCGAUACUGCUGUGAAAACAGCAGAGACUGGUUACAUCCAAAGGCGUCUUAUAAAGGCGAUGGAAGAUGUCAUGGUUAGAUAUGAUGGAACCGUGAGGAAUUCGGUCAACCAUAUUGUUGAGUUCCUUUAUGGAGAAGAUGGAAUGGACGCAACCUUUUUGGAGGACCAGUUCUUGCGAACUUACAAAAUGUCUGAUCGUCAGUUGCGCGACGAAUACUAUCUAAAUCCAAUGGAUCCAGGAUUUGGUCGCGACUCGAAAGGCCGUCCAUAUUUGGAUACAGAAAUUACGGAAGGCGUGCGGCAAGACGCCCAGAUUCAUUUGGAGUUGAAGGCAGAGUUCAGUCAAAUUCAAUCUGAUCGUGAGACCCUGAGGCAUGAAAUUGUCAAAAACGGUGAAGCCAAACGUCCCUUGGCCGUUAAUGUAGACAGAGUGAUCUGGAAUGCAAAACAGGAACAUAACAUCCGCCCUGACUCGGUUUCCGAUCUUAAUCCAGACCAGAUCUUGAAGGGGGUGAAAAUGCUGAUGAAGAGGACGAGGGUUAUUGUCCUAGGCGAUGAAGACGAAGAAGAAGCGAAUGCCACUCGGAACGACGAUGAGGGCAAUGUUGAAGACCGCAAACCAACCCUUGUGGACCCUAUCGCCCGCGAAGUCCAGGAGAAUGCAACACUUCUGUUCCAAAUUCACCUCCGCUCAAUGUUGGCAUGUAAGAAGAUCAUCAAAGAACACAGACUCACGAAGAAAGCCUUUGUUUGGGUGCUUGGUGAAAUUGAGACACGCUUCUUAAGUUGCCGGGUUGCUCCUGGAGAGAAUAUUGGUGCUAUUGCUGCGCAGUCAAUUGGAGAGCCUGCGACUCAGAUGACUCUCAAUACUUUUCAUUACGCAGGUGUCUCUGCCAAGAAUGUCACCCUUGGCGUGCCUCGUUUGAAGGAAAUUAUCAACGUUUCCAAGAAUACUAAAACUCCCUCUCUAACAGUUUAUUUGAAACCAGAGUUUGCUGCUGACAAGGAGAAGGCAAAGGAAAUCCAGGCGUCUCUGCAGCACACGACUCUGCGAGACGUUACGCAGUGCACAGAAAUCUACUACGAUCCGGAUCCAUCUCGGACAGUUGUGGCCGAAGAUGAGGAAAUGGUUUCAAGCUUUUUCGAAAUUGAGGACGUUCCCCAUGCUGCGUCGCCUUGGUUAUUGAGAAUUGUGCUGGACAAAGACAUGCUACAAGAUCGGAGCAUCAGUAUGGAUCAGAUUGAAAGAAUAGUGUAUCAAAACUUUGGCAGCGAUGUACACGUCAUCAGAUCGCAAGACAAUGAUGAGCGCAUAGUACUUAGGCUGCGUGUGACAGAUGAAGCAGCGAGAGAUAAAUAUGGCGAAAAUGGAAACGGCGGCGAGAUGGAUGACGACGAGGAAGAAGACGACGAAGACUCUGACAAUGCCUUCUUGAAGCGCUUAGAAUCAGAGCUCCUGUCUGAAAUGAACCUCGGAGGCAUCUCCAGAAUCCGCAAAGUAUUCAUGCGCCAAUCUCGCACCACCUACGUGGACGAAAGCGUUGGACGCUUUAAAUCCCGAGAAGAAUGGGUGUUGGAUACGGAUGGUGUUAACCUGAUAGCAGUCAUGUCUCACGAGGCCGUUGACCACACCCGAACAACUUCAAAUGACAUCGUAGAGAUCUUCGAGGCUUUAGGCAUUGAGGCGGUCCGCGAGGCACUAAUGAACGAAAUCCGUGGAGUUAUCUCCUUUGAUGGAGCCUAUGUGAACUAUCGACAUUUGGCGAUCCUCGUGGACACAAUGACUUAUCGAGGUCACCUGAUGGCAAUUACGAGGCACGGUAUAAACCGAGUUGAUACCGGUCCCUUAAUGAAAUGUUCUUUUGAGGAAACAACUGAUAUUCUGCUUGAGGCGGCGCAGUUUGGUGAAAAGGAUCACCUACGAGGUGUGAGUGAAAACAUCAUGCUCGGUCAGCUUCCACCUAUAGGAACUGGGAGCUUUAAACUUUUACUCAACGAGGACAAGCUGAAGGACGCAAUCGAACCAGAGGCAGCUCAGGAACAAGUAGCAGUGGGGUCACCUCUUGGAGUGGUUGGUGGGGGGUUCGAAUCUGGAGCGUGGAGCCCAGGGCGACCAAUGGCCACGCCAGGACGAAAAAGGACAUUCGAUGCCCGGGCAACACCAGGGAACGCAUAUUCCCCAGCCGCAUGGCAAACACCGAAUCGCAUGGGAUCCACGAGAGGGGCAUCGCCUUUCAAUAUGCAGUUUUCUCCAACUGCUGAUGAUGCGCAGUUUUCUCCGAUGCCCGCAACUCCUGGUGGUGCAGGGGUCGGUGGGGGUGGCUACACUCCUUUGCAAUCUCCUGGCCGUGAGUAUGUGACACCGUUGAGCCCGGGUGGUGCGGCAAGCCCUUACCACAAUCAGAGCCCUGCGUACGCUUCCAGUCCUGGAUAUGCAGCAAGCCCUGCAGCGGGAGGAGCGGGUGGGUAUGGUGCUGGUGCCAACACGUUUGCGCCUGCAAGUCCGGGCUACAGGUUGACAUCGCCUGGACCAAGUGCAUACGCCAUGGCGCAAUCACCGGGUGCACAGUCACCUGGGGCACAGUACUCACCGACAAGUCCAGGGUUUAGUCCUACGAGUCCGGCCUACACUCCGAGUGGUGCGGUGGCGGGGGCUGCCGCUGGUGGAGCAAGUUACUCUCCGACUAGUCCAAGCUACAACGCGCCUGGAGCCGCUUCACCAGCGGCUGGUGGCUACGGCGGAGGGUCGGCGAGCCUAGCGUACAGUCCGAGCUCACCGGCAGCCUAUAGCCAUAGCUCCCCUGGAUUCGCUCCAAGCUCACCAGCGGGUGGGUACGCGCCAUCUACACCAGCAUAUGCAGCGCAAUCGCCGGGUGCCAAUCGGUACAACUCCUACGGACGAGGGUCGAAUCACUACUCUCCAUCGUUUGCGAACAAUGCAUCUCCGAGUUCACCUCAGUACUCCCCUUCCUCUCCACAAUAUUCACCUAGAUGAAAGGUUGCUGUAAAUGAAGAGAGUUUUGUA
This is a messenger RNA of Chondrus crispus (carragheen), 5451 nucleotides long. RefSeq names its product DNA-directed RNA polymerase rpb1. The transcript has 2 exons. Gene Ontology annotation, biological process: DNA-templated transcription. The coding region runs from base 1 to 5421 and encodes 1806 amino acids. Gene Ontology annotation, molecular function: DNA binding. The record is from RefSeq and is a predicted model, not a curated record. Lineage: Eukaryota; Rhodophyta; Florideophyceae; Gigartinales; Gigartinaceae. Gene Ontology annotation, cellular component: RNA polymerase II, core complex.